AUGUCCUCGCCGGAACCUCAGACACUGACAGUCCAAAAAUCUGCAAGCAAGAAGGACAGAUCAUCGAAGAAGAAGAGAAAGACAAGAGCCACGCCCAUUGGAAUCGCGGAGCCUGAGAAAAAUGAAGGGGACAACCCUCACUGGGCCUAUAAACCCCCACCAGGUGCUAUCUUACUGGAUCAUUCAGUCGACCCGGGACCGUUCGAAUGGGAUACAAUUAGGGAUGACGAUGACCUUGAGCUUUGGCUUAUACGCGUCCCGGACUCAAUCCAAGCUAAACACCUAGAAGGGGUGGAAAUCGACCUACCUAUCUCAUCUAGAACUGCACGAGUCGGAAGCCUUACACGAAAGAAUGUCGUGCAUGAUAUUUGGUCGGCGGGCGGGGAUGAUACGGACUUGAUUGGAGGAGAGGAACUCCGGUGUCUGUCUUGCUUGCUCCCUCGGAAGAAGAAGAAAGGCAAACUUUGCAUAGCUCCCAAGGCAGUAGCACGUCAUAUCAUCGUUUCAGCACAACAAGCGACGCCUACAGCUCCAGGGCCUCAGCCGAUCAUUCAUCAAAACCCACCUCGCCCGUCAUACCCAAAAGAUGUCUUAAAACACACGUUCGUUCCGUAUGGCGCACGCUCUCAACUGGAUAUCACUGCCGUUGAAGAACCCAUGGAUGUCGAAAUCUCUGCACCACCCGAUAGCGUUUCUGAGCAGCCUCAAGAGGAGGCGCCUCGAGUCACGGAGAAGGUGUCGAAGGGGAAGAAGCGGAAAAAGGAAGGGGAAACACCGAAAAAAUCCAAAAAGCACAAGUCGAAUGACUAGUACUCGUUUCUCCUGUUGCUUCUCUGACGAUGGAAGUGAUUCCUUGACCACGACACGUAUGUAUGUAUAUUGAUUGACGAGCGUACACAACGGCAUUUAAAGAUGAGG
Pisolithus orientalis is the source of this 918-nucleotide messenger RNA. RefSeq lists its product as uncharacterized. The record is from RefSeq and is a predicted model, not a curated record. The transcript is spliced from 3 exons. Lineage: Eukaryota; Fungi; Basidiomycota; Agaricomycetes; Boletales; Pisolithaceae. Bases 1 to 810 code for a protein of 269 amino acids. Gene Ontology annotation, biological process: transcription by RNA polymerase I.